AUGUCCGAUAACAGUUCACCAGAUUACGAGUCUCUCUACCGUAGAGCGGAAGCGGAACGAAGGCAGGCAGAAGACCGAAAACUACAAAGUGAAAAGGAUCUGGAACACUACAAGCGAACCACUGUGAAAGAUCAUGUCCAUGAUAUCAUAGCCGAGCUAUGCAAAAUACCUGAUGCCCGAGAGAGAUUCCGGCUUGGAGAUGGGAUCCUGUUUGAAAAUCAUGAAAAUCUUCUACAGACAUCAGAGGAGUCAGAUGUACAGCUGCUUGAUGAAUCCAGCACAAAACAUCCCAAACCAGAUUCAUUCUGUAUUCAUCAAAUCAAUGAUUCCACCAAUACUUUGAUUACAACAGUCGAAUAUAAGCCGCCACACAAGCUCUCAGUUGAAAAUCUCCGAGCGGGUCUUCGAUCGAUGAAGCUCUGGGAAGAGAUUGUUCAGUCAGACACAAUCCCCAAGAGUGAUGAGCUGAACAAGGAUGAAAAGCUGAGAUAUAAUGCGGAACAGCUGACUUGCUCAGUUUUGGUUCAGGAGUAUCAUGUCAUGAUCCAAGCUGGACUGGAGUACUCCUACAUAACUAAUGGAUUUGCUAUCGUUCUUCUUCGUGUUCCAUACAACGACCCUAAUAUCCGUGACCAGAAGUGGCGGAAUGCUGCAAGAUCCCAGCUCCAUAUAUGGAAGACAAGUUUUGACUUUACACAGUCACAAAUCCCCAAUGAUGAGCUGCAACAAACUCCUCCAGGAUCGGAAUAUGCAAGCUCAGAUUAUAUACCCUCUGAACAUCUGCCAUCGUCUCCAUUACAGCCCGGCCAUCGAGUUUCUUCCCGAUCUCAAACCACCUGUGCACCAAUGGAUACCUCACCUUUGAGUGAUCAUAUGGAUUCUUCCGACUCCGAAUCUAACCAAGCAGCGCACGGCCGGAAGCGGGGCUUCAGCCAAGUGAUGUCCUCCCCGCCCAGCCAGCGUUCAUCGGCGCGCCCAGCAGGUCCUAGGCCAUCGAGCGGCCAGAGCCAACCCACGGCACGUUACUGUACGCAGCAGUGCUUAUUGGGUUUGCAACAAGAAGGUGAAUUGGACCAUCAAUGCCCUAAUGUUUCUCUCCACCGGCGAGGCCAGAAUGAUGAUCGACAUUGUAUCAAUGCAAGGAAGCUUGUGCAAAUACUGAAUGAACAGCUCGAUUGUGACCUUGAUCAUAACUGCACACCAUUUGGGACUUGUGGAUCGUAUGGUGCACCCUUCAAGAUCACUUGUGCUGCAUAUGGCUACACUCUUGUUGGAAAGGGGACAACAUCCGGACUAUGGAAAGUUGUCUCACGUGAAGCAGAAAUAUACCGGGUUCUUCAGAAAGCACAGGGUUCUGCUGUCCCUGUAUUUCUGGGGACGAUUGAUUUGAAAUUAUUCCUUUUCCUCCAUGGUGCUGGGGACAUCCGCCAUAUGCUUCUCAUGGGUUGGGCAGGGGAAAGUAUAGAGAACGUCAAAGACAAGGAAGAGCUAAGUCGUGAGAUUUCCAGGUCGAAGAAGGAAAUCCGCAUGCUGGGAGUGGUUCAUAAAGACCUGCGGUCUGCCAACAUGUUAUGGAAUGACGAGCUGCGCCAGGUCCUGAUCAUAGACUUUCACCGGUCCGACAUAGACAGGCGCCCGAUGAAAAAGCAGGUUGGACCCUUGAAAAGACGACUUCAUCAGGUGGGCAUGCCGAAACGACCCUGUAAUAAUAAUGGCUUGACUGGGUGUACCUCUACAACAAGAGGGUCAGACGUCUAG
Messenger RNA from Histoplasma mississippiense, 1758 nucleotides. RefSeq lists its product as hypothetical. The record is from RefSeq and is a predicted model, not a curated record. Lineage: Eukaryota; Fungi; Ascomycota; Eurotiomycetes; Onygenales; Ajellomycetaceae. The coding region runs from base 1 to 1758 and encodes 585 amino acids. The transcript has 3 exons.